GAGGGACGCCAGGCCGACUGGAGGGCGGGCGCGGAGCAACCGGUCAGCGGCGCGCGGGCCGUGGACUUUAUGUAAAUCGGGGCCGCGCCCGGGCCUCCUAGGUAGGAUGGACCAGCCCCCAACGCCUCGGCCCUCACGUCCAAUAAGAAGAGCCCCAGCUUGACACCUGCCUAUAUACAGGCGAGCGCGCCCUGGCCGCGGACCACGCACAGCCCCCACGCCGCGGGCGAGCGAGACCUCGGCCCGCCACCAUGACUUCCAGUAAGAUCGAGAUGCCGGGCGAGGUGAAGGCUGACCCCGCCGCCCUCAUGGCGUCCCUGCACCUCUUGCCCUCGCCCACCCCAAACCUCGAAAUCAAGUACACCAAGAUUUUCAUUAACAAUGAAUGGCAAAACUCAGAGAGUGGGAGAGUGUUCCCUGUCUAUAAUCCAGCCACAGGAGAACAAGUGUGUGAAGUUCAAGAAGCAGACAAGGCAGACAUAGACAAGGCAGUGCAGGCAGCCCGCCUGGCUUUCUCUCUUGGGUCUGUGUGGAGAAGAAUGGAUGCUUCAGAAAGAGGACGUCUGCUGGAUAAGCUUGCAGAUUUGGUGGAACGAGACAGAGCCCUCCUUGCAACCAUGGAAUCCCUAAAUGGUGGCAAACCAUUCCUGCAAGCUUUUUAUGUGGAUUUACAGGGUGUUAUCAAAACCCUUCGAUAUUACGCAGGCUGGGCUGAUAAAAUCCAUGGAAUGACCAUUCCUGUAGAUGGAGACUAUUUUACGUUUACAAGACAUGAACCCAUCGGAGUGUGUGGACAGAUCAUCCCGUGGAACUUCCCCCUGCUGAUGUUUGCCUGGAAAAUUGCUCCGGCUUUGUGCUGUGGCAAUACAGUAGUCAUCAAGCCCGCAGAACAAACACCACUUAGCGCACUCUAUAUGGGAGCCCUCAUCAAGGAGGCUGGAUUUCCACCAGGAGUCAUCAAUAUUUUGCCAGGAUAUGGGCCAACAGCUGGGGCAGCAAUAGCUUCUCACAUUGGCAUAGACAAGAUUGCGUUCACAGGGUCCACAAAGAUUGGAAAGCUUAUCCAAGAAGCAGCUGGGAGAAGUAAUCUGAAGAGAGUAACUCUGGAACUGGGAGGGAAAAGUCCCAAUAUUAUUUUUGCAGAUGCUGAUUUGGACUAUGCUGUGGAGCAGGCACACCAAGGUGUGUUCUUCAACCAAGGCCAGUGCUGCACGGCAGGGUCACGCAUCUUUGUGGAGGAGUCCAUCUAUGAGGAGUUUGUGAGAAGAAGCGUGGAGCGAGCCAAGAGGCGCAUUGUGGGGAGUCCCUUUGACCCCACCACUGAGCAAGGACCUCAGAUUGAUAAGAAGCAGUACAACAAGAUCCUGGAACUCAUCCAGAGUGGUGUAGCUGAAGGCGCCAAGUUGGAAUGUGGAGGCAAAGGGUUAGGCCGGAAGGGUUUUUUCAUCGAGCCCACAGUGUUUUCCAAUGUCACCGAUGACAUGCGGAUUGCCAAAGAAGAGAUCUUUGGCCCUGUUCAGGAAAUUCUGAGAUUUAAGACUAUGGAUGAAGUUAUUGAAAGAGCCAAUAACUCAGACUUCGGACUUGUAGCAGCUGUCUUCACCAAUGACAUCAACAAGGCUCUCACAGUGUCAUCUGCCAUGCAAGCUGGAACCGUUUGGAUCAAUUGUUACAAUGCUUUAAAUGCCCAGAGCCCCUUUGGAGGAUUCAAGAUGUCUGGAAAUGGGAGAGAAAUGGGAGAAUUUGGUUUGCGAGAGUACUCGGAAGUGAAGACUGUGACAGUAAAGAUCCCGCAGAAGAACUCGUAAGGAGGCCAAGAAGCAAGGAGAAGGCCAGCCUGCACAGCUCUCCAGUCUCCUUUUCCUGUGGGGCUGAGCUCUCAGGAAUCUAAAGUUGAUAUCCAGUCUUUACUUAAAGGUUUAAAUGAUAACAUGCAAGCCA
Elephantulus edwardii (Cape elephant shrew) is the source of this 1941-nucleotide messenger RNA. It is a transcript of the gene ALDH1A2, whose product is annotated as aldehyde dehydrogenase 1 family, member A2. The transcript has 13 exons. The record is from RefSeq and is a predicted model, not a curated record. NCBI's taxonomy places the organism in Eukaryota, Metazoa, Chordata, Mammalia, Macroscelidea, Macroscelididae. The coding region runs from base 252 to 1808 and encodes 518 amino acids. Gene Ontology annotation, molecular function: aldehyde dehydrogenase (NAD+) activity.